This is a messenger RNA of Entamoeba nuttalli P19, 261 nucleotides long. RefSeq lists its product as hypothetical. The record is from RefSeq and is a predicted model, not a curated record. The transcript has a single exon. Lineage: Eukaryota; Evosea; Mastigamoebida; Endamoebidae. The coding region runs from base 1 to 261 and encodes 86 amino acids.
AUGACCCAAUCACCAGAGACAAAUGAAAAACCAAUGACCAUUACAGAAUUUAAUGAUCAAACUGAAGAACUAUUGAAAUGCACAACAUCAGCUUUAAUGAAUAAUGAAGAGUCUAUUAAAAAGUUGUUAGAUGUUUUAAAUAAAAGUAUAGAAGAAGAACAAAAUAAGAUUAAGAUGUUAGACCAAAACAUUGAACAAUUUGAAAAAAUGAUGAACAAUUUAACAAGUAGAUUCCAACACUUGUUUAAUAAGAAUUUAUAA